Cyclocybe aegerita is the source of this 489-nucleotide messenger RNA. NCBI's taxonomy places the organism in Eukaryota, Fungi, Basidiomycota, Agaricomycetes, Agaricales, Hemipholiotaceae. The record is from the annotation of a GenBank genome assembly.
AUGGAAGACUCCGACUGGGGCAUGACCACCAAUCUCAACGCUGUUUUCUGCGACCUUAUCCUUCCGCUGGCCGUGAAGAACAAGGUCCUGCCAGAGGACAUGAUCAAGCGUAUCUUCAUAUUUUCGGACAUGCAGUUCGAUGAGGCAAGGCCUAGUUACCAACAGCGAUCGAAGUGGGAAACCAACUACGAUAUAAUCGCUCAGGAGUAUGCGAAGCACGGGUACGACGUUCCACAAAUUGUCUACUGGGACCUAGCCACAAAUGGACACCAUACGGUUGAAGUCCAAAGCGAUACGAAAGGUGUUGCCAUGAUGAAUGGGUUCUCUCCUUCCAUGCUCAAGGUGUUCAUGGGCGAGGAGUCGGACGACUCCACGGACCCGCAGCCUGACAAGCCUGCUGCCUCUCAGGUAAAAGAGGUCAUGACUCCGAUAUCUGUCAUGCGAAAAGCCCUCAAAGACAGCUUCGAUAGACUGGUCGUUGUUGACUGA